CGCAACCACACGCCAAGCAUGACGCGGACACGCCGCAGUGUAUACCAUCGAACAAAUGGACAUUGGAAGGAGUUCAGCAAUUGAUUGGGUUGACGUCCAUUGGUUGACGUUCGACUGAUGUCCGGCGAUUCGGUCCUUUCAAGGCCAUCAAACGCGGCCAACACGCACGAAGGCAGCAUUUGAGCACAGCGAAGGCCGCCUGUGUGAUCUCCUUGCUGCGCUACCGCUCCGUGUGCCCCACCGUGACCCUGCUGACCUCCCCCCUGUACUCAGCUUUCCUGCCAGAUCAGCUGAUCAAGAUCCGAGAAAUCGUUAUGAAGAGGCUUGCUGAGGCGCUGCUUCUGCUCUGGGUGUGCCUGCUGCACUGCCGGCCAGCUUGCGGCCAAUCGCCGACUUACAUCUUUCGACGGCGGAGGGAUCCCUCCAACCUCCCCGCCGCCUUGUCGUUCAGGCAAGCUUCAUCCCCCCCUCUCCAGGCCGCCAACAACGUGACAGUGGGCAUUCUGAUCAACCUCAGCGGCAACCAGGACAAGUGCGGCCUGCAGCGGUUUCUCGCCGUCCUCGCGGCCAUCCUGCACGGCCACCACCGCCACGCCACCUACUGCCCGUCCAUCAAGCAGCUGUCUUCUUCAGCCUCUCUGGUGCCCCACGUCAAUUGGGAGGCGAGGGACACAGAGGGCCGCCCAUCUGUGUCUGGGAUAGAGUCGUACAGGUGGAUGGAGGACCGCAGCAAGUGGCAGGGGAGGCUCGUGGGAGUGCUGGGGCCCACCACCAGCGGGUCUAGCCGGGUGGUGGGGCAGGUGCUGGAGAUUGAGGGGAUACCGCACCUGCCCUGGGUGGCAUCCGACACCGAUGUCGCUGACAAGAAAAUAUACCCGUUCACAUUCCGAACGGUCAGCUUGCAGCCACAGCCACACACAGAAACACACAAUCAUCCAUUGCUCAUAUUCUUGUGUGUAUGGCACGUCAGGUAGCGUCGAAUGCCCUGAUCGCCCAGGCCGCUGCAUCUUUGAUCGGCUCCUUUGGCUGGUCUGAGUUCAUUGCUGUGAGCACACCGGCCGACUCGACGUCCCAGGACAUCUUCAGCGACCUUAACUUCCAAGUGACUGGUGUGGUCGGGCCAAGCCUGCCAUCGGGCGACGACGGCAGCAAAGUGAAGGUGCGACACAUCGAGCUAGAGCUUGAGGGACAGAUUGCGCCUGGGGGGGAGAACAAUGACGCAGCAACGCUUUCCGCCAUCCGGAGGACCGUGGGGAAGAUUCGUGCUUCCCCUGAGCGAGUCGUCGUCCUGUGUGUGAUGUCAUCGAUCGCCAUCAAGGUCAGCGACGCAGCGAAGGGCGUGUGUGUUGCCCCAUACCCAUGUUUGCAUGUGUUGCCUUCUGUGCCUGUGGCAGAUUAUCCGUGAGGCGGAUGAGCAGGGCAUCGGCGGCCAGGGGUGGGUGUGGAUCGUCACAGACGACAUCACUGUGCCGACCAACAAAACAGCCAAUGCCACCAUCACCUCCCCUCCACCCACCACCAGCCCCCCGCCCCUCAUGCACCUCUCUUCUACCGCCGCUCCACAGCCCAAGAUCGACGCCUCAGAGACCACCCAGCUGCUCGAAGGUAUCUUCGCUGUUCGAGCCUACAAGGGAGGGGAGGAGUAUCGUUACUUUGUCGACAAGUGGCCCUUCAUCGUCCGCGACGUGGUGGCCCAGUUCUUCCCCAACUUGUCUCUUCCGCUCCCCGGCCCGACGCCCGCCCCUGUGUUGGACCUCACUGUCGAUGUGGCUGACGUGGUUGCCGAGGUGGAGUCUCUGGUGGCCGACGCCCUCAAGAACUCCCCAGACCGGCUCCUUCAGGCGGAUCAGUGUGCCACAAUCAGCGCCUCCUACGACGCCGUGAUCACCUUUCUGUUGGCGAUGGAGAAGGCCUUGGCCAACGGCGGAGAUUCGCAAGACCUGACGGGCCCCCUCAUCGCCACUCAGCUGCGCAGACUCGCUCCAUUCCCCUGUCUGUCGGGCACAGUGGCCUUCGACGAGAGCCAAGACCGCCAGGCCAUGAUCGAGAUCGUCAACUUCGAUGGCAAGGAUGCCGUGGGCCACCCUGUGGCCGUAUGGGAGCAGCAAACCGGCCUCGAGUGGCGCGAUCGAGACGCCGACUCGGCCUCCAGUGCAUCUGUCCCGAGCGUGGUCUGGCGCGGGGGCAUCGUAGGCCGCAAUCACGCCCACAGGCCGCUUGGAUACCCCCUGUGCCGGCUCGGCGAGAGCUUCAACCUUCCAUCGCUGGAGUGCGUCAAGUGUCCAGUGGGGCGGUAUGCGCCGAAGCUGGAGGGCGGGAAGGUGGUGGAUGAGGACGGGACUGAAUGGGUGCGGGCGCCUCUGAAAUGCGAGCUCUGUGACGAUGGGCUGUAUUCGGACCAGGAGGGGACGGCACAGUGCACAUCGUGCGCCACAGGACACUUCAGAAACAAGUCAGCGGAUACGUGUACGGCGGCACAGCGGACGAGUGCACCAUGUGUGUGGUUGUCUUUGUCGCAGUUCCUACGAGGAGGCGGAGGGGAUUCCAGAGGAGGAGUGGGGUGUACGGUGCCAUCCCUGUCAGAAGGGCACGAUGGCAAGGAACCAAGGCACCGCAGCAUGUGAAAAGUGCCGGUACGUACGCCACGAGACUGCACGGAAUUACUGUCGAUUAUGCACCUUGCUCACUGCCUGUCCUGUUCUCGUUCCCUCUUCUCAGCGCCGACACGUACCAGGAUUUGCGGGGCGCGGCAAGAUGCAAGAGAUGCCCAGAGUUCUCAUCCACACGCACCAUCGAGGGUCAGCUUGCAAUCCCCUUACUCAGUUUUCCUGCAUGCGUGUCUGCGUGUGAAUCUGCCACGAACAGGUGUGACAAACAUCACAGAGUGUGGCUGCCACCGCGAGUACUACUUUCACCCCGAGCAGACGCCCGAGACCAGCAUGUGUGCCGACUGCCCAGUGGGCGGCGUGUGCAUAGGGGACUUCAACAACACGAGCGACGAGGGUCUGGCGGUGCCGCUCGGCACACACAACAUGCCGUUCGCUCACAAGGGGUAAGCAAGUGCACUCGAGGCUUUGUGGGUGGGUGGGUUGAUCUGCAUCCAUGCAAGCUUGCUUGGUCGGGUGGGUGCUGUGUGUAUGUAUGCAGGCACUAUUUGGUCAAGGAACCUGGCGAGAAAGUCGGUGAGAUCAUUCCCUGCUUCUCGCCCUUCUUCUGCCUGCAGAACAACACAUGCCUCAGAGGGUGGGCGCGUGGGUGCCACACCACAGAACUCACACACACGACGGAGGCUUGUUCUCACAGAGCCUGUCUGUCUGUGCUGCUCUUGUCUCUGCAGCCAUGAAGGGCUUCUGUGUGAUCUGUGCAAACAGGGCUGGACCGCGGGCGAUUACGAGUCGUUGCGUCAGUGCCGCAGGUGCGCCGGCCCGGCCCAGAAUGUCCUUGGGCUGUUCUUCAUUGCCGUCAUCUUCUUGGUGUUCGGAUUCUUCCUCGCGACGCUGUCGCUUGAGUCUGGCGUCAGACCCAAGUGAGACACACAUACACACAUACACACACACAUAUGUAUGCACAGACACAUGAACACGAAUGGCUUUUCUCUGCAUCUCGAUUUGCCAGGGCGAUGCAUUCAGUAAUGCUGCGUAUCUUCCUGAACUACCUGAGCUGUAUCUCGGUGCUGUCCCGCUUCCGCAUGGUCAUCAAAAACAACCUGGCCUUCCCCUCUGUGGAGGAGGAGAAGGCAUUCGAGGCCCCAAGGGACCAAGGCGGCUUUCGCAUAGACCGAGGCAUCAACUGGCUGGGCGACCUCUUCGAGAUGUUCUCGUGGUCAGGUGGCAUUCCGACGCAAUCGUUCUCGAUCGAGUGCUUGUUGCGGGGAUGGGUGGAGGGAGAGCCACACUCGAUGAGCAUGACACACCCUCAGGUACAAAGACAGAGAGAGGGCAGAGUGUUGUGUGAGUGCAUGGUCUGUAUCUUGUGUGUCUUGUGUUUCAGACUGUGAUAUUCAACUUUCUGGUGUGGUUUGCGAUGCCCGUGUUGCUGCCGCUGACCAUGACAAUGGUGGGCGGGCUGGUGCUGUGGAGGUGGGAGAGGCGCAAUCAGGCAUUCAUCGAGGAGUACUCGUCCUGGCUCAUACAGACAGUACGCCUCACACAUCAACGGAAACAAUGCAAUACAUGUAUGUAUGUGUUGCUGAUAUGAUGUCUAUGCUUCCAUGUCAGGACCGCUACGAGCCCGUGCACUUUUACCGUUUCGGCGGCAUCUGGCGGACGCCCGGUCCCCAAUACGAGAUGAUGAUGGGCAUCAAGCUAACCAGGUGGCGCCGCUUCCGCAUGUUCCUGCAGGACUGCAUCCCUCUGUGCAUCAUCGCGGGCUUCCUCAUCCACCCCGACGUGUCCAAAAACCUCCUGCAGCUUCUCCAGUGCCGCAAGAUACACGAGACCUACAGGUCAGAGACGAGGCAGGCGGAUGAAGGGGUGGGUGGACACAUGUGCGAUUCUUGCUUUGCUCGUCAGGCUGUUCGCCUCUCUCGAAAUGGUGUGCUUGGAGGGCUGGCACAGGGGAUGGGCCAUCAUGGCAGCACUCGGCAUAUGCAUCUGGGGUAUACACACACACACACACACACUUGACGACAGGCACACACAAAUGUAUGUCACUCUCUUGUCUUGUCGUGCCGUGCGUGCAGGUCUUGGUAUUCCCAUUUUUGCGUUGGUGUUGCUGUGGCGCAACAAGAAGAACCUGCAGGACAGCAAAGUGAAGCAGAAGUACGGCUUCCUGUACAAUGGGUACGAGCCGCAGUUCUACUUCUGGGAGGCAGUCAUCCUCGUCCGCAAGCUGGGGGUGCAGCUGGUCAUGUUCCUCUCGCUCGGCAACCCGCAGCUGGAGCUCACCGGCUACAUCUGCAUCGCCGCUCUCGCAAUCAUCGCACACAUCUCAUGCAAACCUUUCGGUCAGUCAGUCAAUCAAUCAUUUACUCACUCACAAAACACACAGACAUUCACAGAGUGAGAGAGAGAGAGAGAGAGAGAGACAAGCAAGACACUAGCAAGCGUGUUGUCCGUUCGUGUGUGUUGUGUGUGUUGAUCAAUCAGACAACCGCGACAGGGAGGUGCUUGAUCGGAUGGAGAUGGAGGGCUUGGGUGUGUGGAUGUUCAGCCUGAUCGCCAUGCGGCUCAUCAUCGACAACGUCAUCAUGUGGUUCACCGUCUCGCUCAUCCUGCUCAUUUGCCUCCUCAACGCCAUAUUUGUGGUGCGCACCGCACGCAGAGUCUUCAGGCAGAUCAGGCGAUCCGUUGUCGAGCAGUCAUACGUCCACGAGGUGGGGAAGCGAACAGGACCGAACUCCUAUACACAAAUAGACACGAGACCGUUGCCCGUGUUUAUUCGCGUGUGUGUGCUUCUUCAUUCAGGAGGAGCGUCGUUUGCUGGGUCUCACCCAGAACAUCGGGUGUUGCGGCCGCUUCAUCCAGGCCAUCGUCACCAGCAUGCGCGAGGCAGACAAGCGAUGGCGCGACAGACAAGCCACGCUCAUCUACGACCCGAAGGGCAACGCACUCGUCCUCACUAAGCCCACCGACCUCUCUCUCUCCACAGGCAGCAGCCCCAGGAAGCGCAGGCGAAGCAACAAACACAAGGCCUCUGCCUCGCAGCCGCCCACUCCGCGAGAGGCUUUAAAGCGGCUCUCGACGACCGACAGGCUGGCUGGGGCGACUGAUGGCCAAGACGUGGCGAGGGCGCAAGGGCGCAAGUUGGCUGUGAUGAGUGAGCCGACCACCCCGAUGAGGUCCACGGGGGAUGAGUGGGGCUCGCCGAGGAACAACCACAUCGAUGAGAUUGGGUUCGCGUCGGACACCUCCCCGACGGGUGCCGCUCGCAAGUGGGGCGGCAAGAGCCGGAGGAGCUUGCGGCGAGGAAGCACGCUCAGACAGAGAGACCGACAGUGAGCGGGCGGGUGGAUGAAGCAACGAAUCGAGGGAUCUGCAAAUUUCUCCUUAUGUGGGACGCGUGGUGCAGGUAUCUGGUGCAAACGCUUUCUGAGGCGCUGAGCUAUCCGUUGGUCAGCCUAAAAGUCGACCGUCUGCCACUGGAGUGGAUGGAAUUCUGCAUACGACAGGUGGGCAUGCAUCCAUUCAUUCAUUCAUUCAUCGACACCCGAGUCUCUCGACUUGUGAUGGCAUCCCUCUGCAGGCGAUUCACGACGUCAACUCUCAGAAGCUCCUCCGCGAGAAGAUCAAGCGUCGCGAAGUGGGCCGCAACAUCUCUCGCAGACCCGGUGACAGCACCCUUUUGGCGGCCACGCGAGCAUACGACCCCUCACACCCGGGCCUCUCUGCCCCCGAUGCCCCCCUGCCACCCGCUCCGCCCCGCUCGGACCUGGUCACCAAGCAGGUCCUGGACCGGUUCUUCGGGGGGGCACACGAGAGGCAAGGAGUCGACGGAAUGGGCGGGCAGUUGUCGCGGGGCUGCCCGAUCACACACAGUGACUCGGACCUGUCCAAGAGCCACGAGUCGUCUGGGUCGCCGCUGCUCAACGUGCCGAUGUGGCGUGCCAGGCAGACCUCUGAGGUGAGUGAGAUGUACAAGACUGCAUGAAACACACACAUAUCCAUGGUGUAUGUGUGUGUCUCAGCCUCCCGCCCCUUCGAUGAGCGGCGCCAACGAGUCCAACGAGUCUGACCGGGAGGAGAGGCCGCCCCGAUCGGCCCGCCAAUUUCAGUAUACGCCCGACCACCACGCCGCCCCCCCAUCACUGACCACCCCCACACACUCAGAGCGCGGCGCACCCACCGACCCAUACGCAGGGGUGACGCCCGCCACCGCCGAGCUCCUCGGGCUACGGCAAGCGGAUGGGUCGGGCGUACCCGAGGGCAGACAGGAGGAGUCGGGGAUGCUGGUCGUGUCUGGGGGGCCGCCGCUGCUCGACAUACGGCGGGAGUCUUCGGCGACGCCGUCGGUCAGCAUACGGGGGAACGGCCGGUGGGUGAGGAAGCGGUCCUCGUCGUUUUGCGCCGAAGAGCUGUUCAAUGCGUCAUUCUUUUCGUAAGCAUGUACGGGGGGCUAACCAGCCGCCGGCCAUCGAUGCAGAGUGUGUGUGUGUGUGUGUGUGGGUUGCAGGAAGGGUGUGUUGAUGACUGACCUGCAGGCGAAUAUGAUGACACUGCAGUCUUUGAGCAAGGUGGACAUGAGGGACCGCAUGACGGCUUUCUUGGUGGCCAAGAAGCAAGAGGAAGUCAAUCGCAAUCGGGUCAGUGUGGACCGGUCAGCAACCGCUUUGGUGCAUCCAUGCUUCUAGUUCUUGUGUGUCCUCUGCCUCUCCUCCACGCAUGCAGGAACGCGUCUUAAACAAUUUGGAAGACUUCAUUGCAGCACAGGGCCUCCAGCCGUCCGCCUUACAAGUAAGUUGCGCCGCGAGCCAGGCAUGCUCAUGCCUCUAAUGUGCCUCCCUGUCUUCCGCAGGUGUUCGUGCAGGCGCUUGACCUCUACCGCCAUGCCUUCCGGCUUACGGCCGGCCGCCGCGUUCUCAACGCGAGCGGCUCGACGCUCUCCCACCUGUCCAGCCCGUCCAUCGCCUCGCCCCCGCCGCCCAUUCCCGUGCCCAUCCCAGUCACCGACCACCACGCCACGGCCCCCUCACACGUCCCCGGCGACCGCAGCUUCAUGUCGCUGCAGUCCGCCGACGACGUGGCUGCUGCCACCCUGGGCAUGAUGCCCAGCGGGGGCCUUCGGGAGAGUGCCGGCCAGAGCGGCUCCCUGAACCUCACUGAGGCUGCUGAGCCGUGUCAGGAGGACAAGCACGAAGAGUCCACCCAGCACAGAGAGGUGGCGACGGACAGGGAUGGUGGUGGUGGUGCUGGUGGUGAGGAUGGGGGUGGUUCUGGGUCCCUGCUGCUUGUGCAGCAACAAAAGACGGCAUUCUUCGGCCGUCGGCCGUCGUAUCUGGCCAUCCCGUCGCGUCAGGGGACGGUGGAGGACACAGACAAGGUCAAGGAGCCCACACCGCAGCCCAGGCCGCCGCGGAUGAAAUCCAUGACGACCUUCGCUGCCGAGGCGCACGACGACUCGGCGGCCCCCUGCAGUCCUAAGAGUGUCAACGGCGGGUCGGCCACCUCCCCGCCGCUCUCUGACCCCCUCUGCCCCUCCCCAACCCAGAACAAGGACGGUAGCAAGCCCCAACAAGAGCACACUAGCGACAAGGGAGAUGGCAAGACGGAGGAAGAAGAGGCAGAGGCCGACGAGGCUCCCAAGGCAGCACAGCAACAGCAGGCGGCAGCGACACUGCCGGUCUCACUCUCGCCCGAGCAACAGCCUUCGGCCGAUGACGCAGCCACGACUGGCCUGCCGCCGUCCCCCCUGCCCCCUCCCCGCCUCAUGUCGCCCCUCACUGACACGGAGAGGCCACCGACGUUCGCCCCUGGUGCAGGCAUGAUUGACCUGAAGGAGCUUUUGCGGAGCAGACAGGCUGCGAGUGGAGGGAGGCAACAACACGCACCCCAGCAGCAGAGUUCCCUCCUGGCUGGUUCGCUGACUGCCAAAGGGCAGUCGGCGAGGCUGCGCGGCCGAAGCCUUGAGCGGCGCACUGCGGACAGGCGCAAGAUGGGCAGCCUCGUGAGGGUAAGUAAGCGCACAUCAAGACGGCGAUCCUAUGCAGUCAUGGAUGCCUCUACGUGUCUCAAAUAUUUGUGUGGCUGCCUGCCUGCCUGGCUGUCCUGUGUCAUGCAUGUCUUCAGGCGUCGGUGAGUCCCGUGGGGGCCAGGGAUAGCCAGGGCAUCAUGUCAGGAGUGCUGUGAGUAUAGUGAGUGCAUGGGAGGGUAUGUACAUAUGACUGACUGAUGUUGGCCAUGGCCCACUGCCUGCGUGCCGGCCGUGCCGGCCGGCCGGCCGCAGGCUGACCAGAACAGAUGUAGAAUUGUACACGGAAAUGGCAGUUUUGUAGUGC
Messenger RNA from Vitrella brassicaformis, 8932 nucleotides. The record is from the annotation of a GenBank genome assembly. NCBI's taxonomy places the organism in Eukaryota, Vitrellaceae.